AUUGUCUCCGCUGGCCCCAGCAGCGCGGUGCUGCUGGAGAGAACGGCCCGGGGCGGAGGCGAGCGGGCUGCGAGGCGGGAGGCUCCGCUCCAUGGACAAGGUCCCCAGCGGGCCGGAGCCGGACGCAGGCUGAGCCAGCCUCGCUGCGGGCUCGGCGUGGAGAAGCGGGCGCAGAUCGUCUCUGCGGGCUGCUAGCCGAGUCCCGGCCCUGCAGCCAGGCGGGCGGGCGGGCGGCCCUUGCCUGCUGUUCCCCCCGGCCCGCAGCCCGGUGGGCGGACCCUCCCUCACUCCCCCCCGCCCCGGCUGUGGAUGAGCAGCUGGGGGCCUCUCGGGACCUGGCGGGGGGAACAUGCCGGAGGCGCGGGUGAAUUUUAAUUCCUAGUUUGCCGUCCCCGCCUCCUCCGUUUUCGUCAGCCUCCCUUCCCCCCGCCGAGGGGUGUCUGUAGGGGCUCGGUGCUGAGCGCUCUCGGUCGGGCGGCGGCGGGCCGGCCCAUGGGCGGCAAGCAGAGCACCGCGGCCCGCUCGCGGGGGCCCUUCCCGGGGGUCUCCACCGACGACAGCGCCGUGCCCCCGCCCGGGGGGGCGCCCCACUUCGGUCACUACCGGGCCGGCGGCGGCGCCAUGGGGCUGCGCAGCCGCUCCGUCAGCUCGGUGGCUGGCAUGGGCAUGGACCCGAGCGCGGCCGGCGGGGUCCCCUUCGGCCUCUACGCCGCGGCGGCCCGGGCGGCGGGCGACCCCGAGCGGGCGCCGGGCGGCGGCGGCUCGGGCGCAGACUCCACCUACGCCCAUGGCAAUGGUUACCAGGAGACGGGAGGCGGUCGCCAUGGAGACGGGAUGCUGUACCUGGGCCCGCGAGCCUCGCUAGCCGACGCGCUGCCCCUGCACAUCGCGCCCCGCUGGUUCAGCGCGCACAGCGGUUUCAAGUGCCCGAUUUGCUCCAAAUCUGUGGCUUCUGACGAGAUGGAAAUGCACUUUAUCAUGUGUCUGAGCAAGCCCCGCCUCUCCUACAACGAUGAUGUGCUGACUAAAGACGCGGGCGAGUGCGUGAUCUGCCUGGAGGAACUUCUGCAGGGGGACACGAUAGCCAGGCUGCCCUGCCUGUGCAUUUAUCACAAAAGCUGUAUAGAUUCGUGGUUUGAAGUGAACAGAUCUUGCCCAGAGCAUCCUUCUGAUUGACCUGCUGGGCAUGCCUGCUGACUUCUCUCUAAGGGCACCUUGCUGUACCUGCCAUUCAUCCUCUCCCCUUCCCACCUGCCCCAGCCAGAGUUUCAGGCUGACUCUUCAACUUCUCAAAAACCAGAAACUUGAAUCCACUUGGAUGCUGCCAAUUUUUUUUUUAAUUUAAAGGAAAAAUCAAUACAGGCGAGCUUGUCCCUGCAAGCAGAGCUGCCUUCUCUCCAUACUUUCACCUCUGCCACCACUGACAUGGGGGGAGAAGAACCUGCUAAGCAAGGGAGAGGAAGCGGGAGCAGUGAAUUGUGACCCUGAAAUGAAAUUCCGUCAUGCUGUUUGGCUUAAGGGCCUUUUCUUCCAGCCGUGAAAGGAAAGCUGACCCGGGACGGAGCUGUCAUGGGCCGACUGGAGCCCGCGUUAUUUAUUCCUGUUGAAACCCAGGUGAAUUCCUGUAUCCCUAGCGAACGCCUUCGCGCUGGGCGGGGCCUGGCACCGCGAGCCCUGCUCACUUUUGCACUGACUACGGAUUUUUUUUUCCCUUUGAGGACACCAAACUGUAAUCAGCCGAACAUGACAGGAGACGAACGGUCCCCAGCAACGGGGGCAGCUUCUGUUCACCUGCAGAAGGCGUUGUAGGUCUGUCUUUAAAGUGUUUACAAAAAAAACAAAACAAUUCAGUGUCGACUGGUGUGUUUGCCUGGUGAUGUUUACGGACUGACCGCUCUUGAACUGGGCUAUUACCGCUCAGUGACUGAAAUAGCCAGAUGCCACCCAAAAAGCUUUCAUCCUCUCACUGGCCUCCUCCCACUCAGCCUCAUGAUAGUGGCCAAAAAAGGAUUCCUUAUUUCUUUUGAUGAGUCUCCACUGAACUUUCCCCUCCUUUUGUGUGUGUGUGUAUAAAGGGGAGGGGGAAGGUUUCAUUAUAGUUAAAGGUUCUAAGUCAUAAGCAUCCUGCAGAGACGCCGGAUCCUUUUUAUUAGACCCACGUGGAUUUUUUUUGUUCCAGACAGAAAAAAGAAAGAGGUCGGAUUUUAUUAAAGCAAUCACACCCACACACCCACCACCACCUGCUGUUGAGGAGAGCAGCACAUGGGAGGAGCAUUUUAGCCAUGGCAAAGUUCCCCAGCGGUGGGCUUGGGCCCUGCCGGAAAGGUUUCUGUAUUUAUAUAUUAAAAAAAAAAAAAUUAAAAUUAAAAAGAAAUUGUUCAGAGCUUGGGGGGGAGGGGAGCUUUCUUCAUUAGUCUAGGUGUUUUGAUAUGGUAUUAAAAUACUGUUCAAUAACCUCCUCGCUGCUUUAUUUCAGUGGUAUUAGCGAAGCAGCCUGGCAUGGGAACCGGAUGCUGCGUGGGCCCCGGCACCAGGGCAUCCUUGUUCAGGGCAUUGGAUUGGACAGUGCUGGUGAGGGGGUGGGGCUAAGGGCACUAGAUCCGCUACUGCUCAGAGAGACACAGCCAAAGGCCAGAACAUGCCAUCGUGAUCCUGUAGUCUGACCUGCAGGCCACAGAACCUCAUGUCCUGUGAUCGACCCCUAGCCUCUAGCUGAGUCCCUGGAGUCCUCACAUGAUGGAUUAAAGAGGUCAAGUUACAGGGAAUCCACCAUUUACUCCAGUUCAAACCAGCAAGUGACCCGUGACCCAUGGGUCUUGGCCAAUCUGCCCCCGGGAAAAUUCCUUCCCAGCCCCAACUACAGUAAUCAGUUAGACCCUGAGUAUGCGGGCAAGACCCACCAGCCAGACACCUAGAAAAGAAUUCUCUGUAGUAAGUCAAAGCCUGCCCCAUCUAGUGUCCUGUCUGCAGCCAUGGAGGAUAUUCGCUGCUAGCAAUCACAGAUUGCCUACAAUGGCAUGAGUCCCAUCUCAUCACACCAUCCCCUCCCUAAAUUUAUCAAGCUCAGUUGGGUUUUCUGCCCCCACUGCUCCCCUUGGGAGGCUGCUCCAGAACUUCACUCCUCUGAUGGUUAGAAACCUUCGUCUAAUUUCAAGCUUAAACUUGUUGAUGGCCAGUUUCUUUCCAUUUGUUCUUGUGCCAGUAUUGGCGCUUAACUGAAAUAACUCCCCUCCCUCCUUGGUAUUUAUCCCUGUGAUGUAUUUGUAGAGAGCCAUCAUAACGCCCCUCAGCCUUCAUUUGGUUAGGCUAAACAAGCCAAGCUCUUUGGCUCUUCUCUCGCAAGGUAGGUUUCCAUUUGACUGAUCAUCCUAGUAGCCCUUCUCUGCUCCUUUUCCAGUUUGAAUUCAUCUUUCUUAA
This is a messenger RNA of Gopherus flavomarginatus (Mexican gopher tortoise), 3417 nucleotides long. It is a transcript of the gene ZNRF1, whose product is annotated as zinc and ring finger 1. NCBI's taxonomy places the organism in Eukaryota, Metazoa, Chordata, Testudines, Testudinidae. The record is from RefSeq and is a predicted model, not a curated record. Bases 493 to 1176 code for a protein of 227 amino acids. The transcript is spliced from 5 exons.